AUGCCACCGUCGGUAUGUGGCAUUUGUUUGAAAGCCGGUCAUCAGCCAUAUCAGUGCGCCACAGUCGAUGUCUUCGAUAAAUACGGUCGUCGCCACGCAAUCCGCGUGGUACUUGAUUGUGCUUCGCACCUGAGUUUCAUUAGAAAGGACCUCUGCGACCGUCUGGGUAUAGAAAAAUCACCAAUCGAUUUGGAUUUUCAAGGAAUAUCAGCAGCUAGCUCGCAUGCCAACAUGGGCACGUCGGUCACCGUUGCUUCAAGAUGCUCUAAUUAUCGUACAACGAUUCCAUGUGCAGUUUUGGACCGAAUUUCGGCUGAUCUUCCGCUGCGGCCAGUGGACAUCAGUGACUGGCCAAUUCCCGACUCGGUUUAUUUGGCCGACCCGCAAUUUCAUCAUCCUGGGAAAAUUAGCCUUCUACUAGGAUUACAACCGUUUCUCGACUUUCUUGAGCCAGGACGUAUAAAUUUGGAUACAGAUGGUCGUUUCCCGAUUCUGCAGAACACAAAACUUGGCUGGGUGGUUUCGGGCCGCUACGAGGCCAUCAAUUCUACAUCAACUUCCAGUGCGUGCUUAAUUACUUCUCCGAAUAAGGUACUUUCUCAUCAGCUGCAAAGGUUUUUCGAAAUCGAGGAGUACAUCAACCCGGAACCUCAUUUCAGCGAAGAGGAGAGAAACUGUGAGACACACUUCGAGCAAAAUACCGUUCGUGAUCAGUCGGGCUGUUUUGAAGUUCGUCUUCCAUUUCGUGAAAAUCCUAGCUCCCUUGGUGCAUCCCGUGACAUUGCCGUCAAGCGACUCGGACACAUAGAGCGAAAAUUAAAUAGAUCGCCCUCGUUGAAAACUGAAUAUCACGCGUUUUUGCGAGAAUACCUAAAUGCCGGACAUAUGAGUUUGGCUGAAAUCCCAUCACCCAAAGGGGCAGUAUACCUACCACAUCACUGCGUUCUGAAGGAGUCCAGCUCCACGACAAAGUGCCGUGUCGUGUUCGACGCUUCGUCAAAAACGGCCAGCGGGAAAUCUUUGAACGACGUUUUGAUGACCGGACCGGUGCUGCAAGAUUCGUUAAUAAAUAUUCUCCUGCGUUUUCGCAUUCCGGCAAUCGCACUCACUGGGGAUAUCAGGCAGAUGUAUCGUAUGGUGAAAAUUUCUGCAUCGGAUCGAGAUUAUCAGCGGAUACUAUGGCGAUGGAAGGAAGAGGAUCCAAUCGUUGAGUAUACACUUAAUACCGUCAAAGCCAGCGUCAUACUUGGCUACAAAAUGCUUCCAGCAAUUAUUCCCCCGAAGAAGCACAACGAUUGCGACAACGACUUUCCGAAUUGUUUGCUACUGGGGGUUUUCAUCUCCGCAAGUGGGCAUCACUCCUCAGCUUUAGAAGGCGUUCCUGAAGCCGACCUCGAAGUAAGGAUCCCCAUCGAGCUCCACGAAGACGACACUAUAAAGGCCCUCGGAAUCCACUGGCAGCCGUGCAGCGAUGAGUUCCUGUUCUCUUAUCAACCUUACAAGAGCUUUCAGCCCACAAAACGCAUUAUAUUAUCCCAAAUCGUCAGCCUAUUCAACCCUCUCGGCCUGCUGGCCCCCGUCAUCGUCAUGGCGAAAUUAGUGAUGCGAGAACUGUGGGAGCUGCAGGUGGACUGGGAUGAAACUCCCCCGGGUGAGUUAAUCAUCAACGAUUGGCUAACAUUAGCACAGAAUCUGUCGUCUCUCAAUUCAUUUCAGAUCCCUAGACGCGUGAUCGACCCACGAGCACUGGUGAGACUCUUCCUGCGCGGCUACAGUGACGCUUCCGAGAGGGCCAUGGGCGCCUGCAUCUACGUCCGCUCCAUUGAUAAAGCCGGCAACCGCUCUUCUCAACUACUUUGUGCCAAGUCUAAAAUUGCGCCGAUUGGAAACAACAGGUCUACGAUUCCCCGGUUGGAGCUGCAUUCAGCGGUCAUGCUGGCAAAACUUAUCAACAAUGUGUCUGCAGCUUUACAGAUCCAGUUCCACGAGAUACGUGCCUACAGUGAUUCUCAGGUCGUACUGGCUUGGAUAGCCGGUGGUGCCUCGAAAUGGAAAACCUAA
Sabethes cyaneus is the source of this 2061-nucleotide messenger RNA. RefSeq lists its product as uncharacterized. The transcript is spliced from 3 exons. Lineage: Eukaryota; Metazoa; Arthropoda; Insecta; Diptera; Culicidae. The record is from RefSeq and is a predicted model, not a curated record. Bases 1 to 2061 code for a protein of 686 amino acids.